Molecule: messenger RNA, 3974 nt
Organism: Danio rerio (zebrafish)
Lineage: Eukaryota; Metazoa; Chordata; Actinopteri; Cypriniformes; Danionidae
Gene: eif4g2a
Product: eukaryotic translation initiation factor 4, gamma 2a
Biological process (GO): regulation of translational initiation
Molecular function (GO): RNA binding; translation initiation factor activity
Source: RefSeq, marked validated
ACACAGUUCUCCUCCUCAUACCGGUGGGGCCACUGAUACCUCAAGGCGCACUGUCUUUAACCAUAAUAUUAAUAACGUUAAAAUAAAAAUAUUUUUCUUUUCUCCCCUUUUUUCUUUUCUUUUUCGGUAACCCAACACCAUCAAAGCUGAAGUUCCUUUAGAAAAGGCCGUGUUUUACACCCCCACCCUUUCACUCUCAUUCUUUUUGAGGAUCUUUCAUUGUCAAGCCGCCAAAGUGGAGAGUGUGAUUGCAGAGGGGGGUGCUUCUCGUUUCAGUGCUUCUUCGGGCGGAGGAGGAGGUAGGGGUGCAACUCAGCACUAUCCCAAGUCUGUCGGCAACAGCGAGUUCCUGGGGAAAACCCCAGGGCCUAGCGUUCAGAGAUGGGUUCCUUCACGAAGCACUAGACGAGAUGUCAACUCCUCCAAUGAAAAAGAACGACACGAUGCAAUCUUCAGGAAAGUGAGAGGCAUACUUAAUAAACUGACCCCUGAAAAGUUUGACAAGCUAUGCCUUGAGCUCCUGAAUGUGGGCGUAGAUUCAAAGCUCGUCCUCAAAGGAAUCAUCUUGCUGAUUGUAGACAAAGCCCUCGAAGAGCCGAAGUAUAGCUCGCUAUAUGCUCAGCUAUGUCUGCGCUUGGCAGAGGAUGCUCCAAACUUUGACGGCCCAUCAACAGAGAUCCAAUCAUCACAAAAGCAGAGCACUACAUUCAGGAGACUUCUGAUAUCCAAACUUCAAGAUGAAUUUGAAAACCGCACCAGAAAUGUUGACAUCUAUGAUAAAAAUGACAGUCCUCUCACCUCUGAGGAGGAGGAGCAGCGUGCCAUUGCCAAGAUCAAAAUGCUGGGCAACAUCAAAUUCAUUGGAGAACUUGGCAAGCUCGAUCUCAUUCAUGAGUCUAUCCUUCAUAAAUGCAUCAAAACACUUCUGGAAAAGAAGAAAAGAGUCCAACUUAAGGAUAUGGGGGAGGAUUUGGAGUGCCUCUGUCAGAUAAUGAGAACCGUGGGGCCAAGGCUAGAUCAUGAGAAAGCCAAGUCUUUAAUGGAUCAGUACUUCGGCCGUAUGCGAUCCUUAAUGAACAACAAGGACUUGCCUGCUAGGAUUCGAUUCCUGCUUCAGGAUACUGUGGAGCUGCGAGAGAACAACUGGGUGCCUCGGAAAGCUUUUAUUGAUAAUGGACCUAAGACUAUCAACCAGAUCCGUCAGGAUGCAGUAAAGGAUUUGGGUGUUUUUAUUCCACCUAUGACUCAAGGAAUAAGAACUGACUUCUUUCAAGAGAAUUCGUUCAUGCCGACAAGAAUAAAACCUGAUCGAGAAACUCUUGGGGGAUUAGCGGAUAUGUUUGGGCAGAUGCCAGGCAGUGGGAUUGGAACUGGCCCUGGGGUCAUUCAGGACAGGUAUUCGCCAACCAUGGGCCGCCGCACAAACCCUCUUUUCAAUGGGCACAGUGGCCACAUGGCUCCUGCACCCCAGCCUUUCAUUAAAUCCAACCAGGGGCAGAACCUGCUUUUCCAAAACCAGACUCAUUCAUCUCAACAGCAAGCUCAGUCUAAGGAUAUGCCACCACGUUUCACUAAGAAAGGACAGCUGAAUGCUGAUGAGAUUAGCUUGAGACCAGCUCAGUCAUUCAUCUUGAACAAAAACCAAAUGCCAAAGUUGCAGCCUCAGAUCCCAACCAUGAUUCCUCCUAGUGCUCAACCUCCACGUACAUCCACACCACCGCUGGGACAGCCACCACAGCUUGGGCUGAAAACAAACCCACCUCCAAUCCAGGAGAAGCCACAGAAGACGAUCAAGAAGCCGCCUCCUGCUAAAGAGGAACUUCUUAAGAUGACUGAGACUGUGGUGACCUCCUACCUGAGCAGCAAAAACAUGAAUGAUGCUGUGAACGGGGUGCGGGAGAUGAAAGCUCCCAAACACUUCCUACCUGAGAUGUUGAGCAAGAUGAUCAUAUGCUCGCUGGAGAACCCAGAUGAGGACCGAGAGCAUGUCAGCACUCUGAUCAAUAAGCUCCGUGUGGAGGGACUGGUCUCGGGAGAGAACUUUUUGCAGGCUUUCCUCAAUGUUCUGGACCAGUGUUCUAAGAUUGAGUUGGAUGUACCUCUGGUGAAGUCUUACCUGGCUCAGUUUGCUGCCCGGGCAGUCAUUGCUGAACUCGUGAGCAUGGCAGAGUUGGCUCAUCCGCUGGAGAACGGCACACACUUCCCUCUUUUCCUCCUCUGCUUGCAGCAAAUGGCCAAACUGAAAGAUCGGGAGUGGCUGACUGACCUCUUCCAGCAGAGUAAGGUCAACAUGCAGAAGAUGCUGCCAGAAAUUGAUCAAAACAAAGAUCGCAUGUUGGAGAUUCUGGAGGGGAAGGGCCUGAGCUUCUUAUUCCCUCUCAUGAAGCUGGAGAAGGAGCUGCUGAAGCAGAUUAAAGCAGAUCCUGCCCCGCAGACCAUCUACAAGUGGAUAAAGGACAACAUUUCUCCCAAACUGCACACCGAUAGGGGUUUCGUUAACAUUCUGAUGACCAGCUUUUUGCAGUAUAUUUUCCAUGAGAUGUAUGCCACUGAUGAUGAAGAGCAGUUAUCUGCGCCUACGAAAGAGCAGCUUGACCAGGAGAAGCAGCUGCUCCUUGCCUUCAAACCGGUGAUGCAAAAAUUCCUGCAUGAUCAUGUGGAGCUGCAAGUCAGUGCUCUCUAUGCACUGCAAGUCCACUGCAAUGCACAUGCUUUUCCUAAAGGAAUGUUACUGCGCUACUUUGUCAACUUUUAUGAUAUGGAGAUAAUUGAAGAAGAGGCCUUCCUAGCAUGGAAAGAAGACAUUACCCAGGAGUUUCCCGGGAAAGGGAAAGCAUUGUUCCAGGUGAACCAGUGGCUCAUGUGGCUGGAGACUGCAGAAGAGGAGGAGUCCGAGGAGGAAGCUGACUAAACAACCAGCCAAAGCCUUCAUCCAUUCUUUCUCUCCCCUUUCACCUGUGUUUACUGCCGCACUUCAUUCCGUGCCGCUGUUUUCUGCAGUGUCAAGCCAACGUAUUACUUCACGCUUCUCUUUGGCCUCAUCGUUUAAGCAUGUAAUGACUAGCAUCUGUUAAACCCACCACAGAUAAACGGUAUUAGCAGCUUUAAAACUGCAUCUCUUUUUGUUUUGUUUUUUUUAUUCUACAUUUUAAGAAACCUGUAUUUGCAAGAGCCUUUUCUGCUGCUGUUCCUUUCAGCACAAAACUCUAGAAAUGCACUUUUGCUCAGUGUCAUAUUUGAGUUGCUGCAAUAUAUAUAUUCACUUUUGUUUGUUAGAACGGAUCCUCAGUCAUCAUCGGUUACCGUAAUGUUUAGUCGAUGCUUUCGUACCUCACAGUACUGGGUGUUUAUUAUGCUGUGUGUAAUGGAGUCAUGAAAACUCGCUCCAUCUGCAAGGUGCUUGAAUCUGUGGAGAAAAAAAAAUAUGGUUUACUUUUGCUGUUAUUUGAUUGUACUUCUUUCUUUUUUUUCCUUGCCCUCCCCUCCUGUUUCUUAAUAAUAAUGAACAAAGCCAUGUGGGAGAGAUGAAUUAUGCGGCCUUUUUCUUUCGUUUUUCGUCCCCCUCUACUACUUGUCAAGCUGAUACUUGAAUUAUUGUUAUUUUUCUUUACAGCAUGUUCAGGGAUUACCAAACACAGCCUGUUUAGAUGCAACGAUUUGAUCCAGACAGAAAUGUGUCUCUUUUUAAAUGCAUUUUAAUUGGAAAAAAAAAAUAAAGAUGAAACGAGAUGAGAAAUUUGGUAUGGAUGUUCAAUUUCUGAAUUGUGGUUUUACAAACUUUGUGUGCCCAUGAUGUCUGUAUUUAUUUAAUCAUGAGGGGGAAAAAAAUUAAAGCUUUAUCAUUAGGUAGGAGCCGCUCUCGUGUGGCGUCUGUACGAUGAUUUGCUAUUCAAAAAGUGUUACUGUAUGGUGUACGAGCUCAGAAUGUUCAGUGUACCACUGUUGCUUUCAAUAAAGUUACACACCAGCAUUUA